Messenger RNA from Plasmodium gonderi, 318 nucleotides. RefSeq names its product mitochondrial pyruvate carrier protein 1. Gene Ontology annotation, cellular component: mitochondrial inner membrane. The transcript has 2 exons. The record is from RefSeq and is a predicted model, not a curated record. Gene Ontology annotation, biological process: pyruvate import into mitochondria. NCBI's taxonomy places the organism in Eukaryota, Apicomplexa, Aconoidasida, Haemosporida, Plasmodiidae. Bases 1 to 318 code for a protein of 105 amino acids.
AUGUCAAACAUAAAAUCAGUUUUUCAAAAUGUUAAAAAGAAUGCGUUCAGCAUUAUGUUUUGGGCUCCCUUAGCCAACUGGGGUUUUGUUCUUGCAGGUUGUAACGAUUUGAAGAAAUUACCCAUGUUUGUUUCAGAGAAAAUGACAGCUGUUCUAGCCAUCUACAGUAUUUUAUUUAUGAGAUAUUCCCUUGCAAUUAAGCCAAAAAAUUAUUUGCUUUUUUCCUGUCAUGCAACAAAUACGGUAGUUCAGAGCAUCCUCCUCUUUCGUAAAUUAAAAUAUGAGUCAGAGAAUAAGAAACUGAUGGAACCUGCCUAA